CGGUAAGCUGUAAGCACUCAUUUAGGAAAUCAAAGCGUUCUUCCUUAUCGAGGGAAUAAAAUCUUAACGACUCUGCUGGAACUGAGCAAUUCCAGGCCCACCAACCCCCCCCGAAAUCUCCCGCUGCCAGCAAGAUGUUCAACCCGUUUGGACUGCGGAACGUCAUUUACCGGCCGCGUGUGUUAGACACCGAUGAGUCAACGGGGUGAAUCACAGCGGGAUCCGCCGCCUUCCUAAAACGUUUCCUCCGAGCUGCGCUUGGUCCAGACUCGCUUAGAGCUCAUUGUGUGAUGAGGGUUCGCACCAAGGUGUUGGUGUUUAAUCCCAUGUCUGGCCCCGUUGCACAUCAGCCAGUGGGUUCUGAAGAUGCCGGGUGGUUCUGGGCAGCCGGGCUCGCAGACGAUAAAGAAAGGGCACCGAGGAGUGGACUCCACGGGUGAAACUACCUAUAAAAAGACGACAUCGUCUGCCUUGAAAGGCGCCAUCCAGCUGGGCAUCACACACACCGUUGGCAGCUUGAGCACCAAACCUGAACGAGAUGUUCUCAUGCAAGAUUUCUACGUAGUAGAAAGUAUUUUCUUCCCCAGUGAAGGGAGCAACCUGACCCCAGCUCAUCACUACAACGACUUUCGGUUCAAAACUUACGCUCCAGUGGCCUUUCGCUAUUUCCGGGAGCUCUUUGGCAUCCGACCAGAUGAUUACUUGUACUCGCUCUGCAACGAGCCGCUCAUUGAGCUUUCAAACUCCGGAGCCAGCGGGUCCCUCUUCUACGUGUCCAGCGACGAUGAGUUUAUCAUCAAGACAGUUCAGCACAAAGAGGCCGAGUUCUUACAGAAGCUGCUGCCCGGCUACUACAUGAAUUUGAACCAGAACCCCAGAACGCUGCUGCCAAAGUUUUACGGCUUGUACUGUGUCCAGGCCGGAGGCAAAAACAUUCGCAUCGUCGUGAUGAACAACCUACUGCCACGCUCCGUCAAAAUGCACCUGAAAUACGACCUGAAGGGCUCCACCUACAAGCGCCGAGCGUCCCAGAAGGAGCGAGAUAAGGUCUUCCCAACAUACAAAGACUUGGAUUUUAUGCAGGACAUCCCCGACGGCCUCUUCUUGGACUCUGACAUGUACAACGCUCUGUGCAAAACGUUACAAAGAGACUGUUUGGUCCUUCAGAGCUUCAAAAUCAUGGAUUACAGCUUGCUGGUCGCCAUCCACAACAUGGACCUGGCGCAGAGGGAGCACGCGAUGGCGGACGGGACGUCCCAGGCCGACACGCGCCGACCCGCCGCCCAGAAGGCCCUUUACUCCACGGCCAUGGAAUCCAUCCAAGGAGAGGCCCGGCGAGGCGGCACCAUAGAAACCGACGACCAGAUGGGAGGGAUUCCGGCCCGCAACGCCAAGGGCGAGAGGCUGCUGCUCUACAUCGGCAUCAUCGACGUGCUGCAGUCCUACAGAUUCAUCAAGAAGCUGGAGCACUCUUGGAAGGCGCUUGUGCACGAUGGGGACACCGUAUCCGUGCACAGGCCCAGCUUUUACGCCGAGAGGUUCCAACGGUUCAUGUGCAACACGGUGUUCAAGAAAAUACCACUAAAGCCGUCGCCUUCCAAGAAGAGCCGGUCCGGCACCGCGGUUCCGCGGCGGAGCUGCCAGGGAGGAGUUCCUUCCCAAUUGCACAUGUCGUGCGAGACGAAAGCACAAGUGACCACCGAGGCGGACGUAGAGCAAGGUUCCCACCUCGGUCGCCCGGAUCUGCUGCCCAGGACGCUGCCGGUAGACGAAGCCAACAGCGAUUCCAUCGCCACCACCCUGUCCACCUCCUCCCUGGGCAGCGGAGGCCUCAACUCCCCCGCAAACAGGUCGGUGGGCGUGCAAGUGCACAAAGCUGACAGCUCGGCCAAGGAUGUGCCUAGAACAGCUCCCGGCACCUUCACGCCGAGCGGCUCCCCGGGACCUUCCCUCCCCGAGCGCGCCGUGGAGCUGAGAGAGCAGCUGGAGGACCUGCAGGAGACCGAGAUCAGUUUUUGAAGCGACGCAAGCGGAUUGUUCUGUGGUCUGUGGAGUCCAACAACCGUUCAGCCCCGUUGCUGAUUCAUUAUAUAUAUAUUUAGAGGAAAAGAAAGAAAAAACAACAACAAAAAAAAUCUUCCCUGGACAGAAACGUCAAGGCCGGAAGGCUGGGCUGUGCUUAGUGGGAUUGGUAUUAACAAAGGCUGAGCCUUGGACACCUGGACGUCACCACCGUGUCCCCACUGUCCUUCCUUUGCGGCCUGGCGGGAGCGGAGCCGGUGCGAGGAGGAGGAGGAGGAGGAGGAAGAGCCGCUGCUCCGCGUGUGCCGAAACCCUCGGAACAGGGACCCGAGGUUCUGCCGGCCCGGUUUGCGCCGGAGCGCCGGGGGUUGAUUUUGUAUUUUAAACCCGGUUUUAAUUUAAGCGUUUCUCUCAAUUCAGUCAUAUCGCUUCUUUCUAGUCCUGCAAGAUAGCAUUUUUUUUUUUAGUAAAUAGCAUCUUUUUCAGUGUUUUACCAUAAAGUAUCUCAGGUGGGAGGCGGAAGGGAGGCGCAGAAGCCGUGGACAAGCUCCUCUCCGCCGUCACCGUUUUGGAUCCCGGAGGAGAAUCAAUCGCUCGGUGCCGCGCUGCUCGGAGGAUUUUCCACCAUCAGCUUUUGGGUUGUUUUGUCCCCCAAAUUUUCAACUCCAAGCCCUUCUGUCCCCUCCCCGGCGGGCAGGGGUGGCAGCCCAAUGGGGAUCUUUGGACGGGCCGCGCUUUUUGUAACAUAUUUCUUAAGCAAACGGACCAAACGCCGCCCUCUCCAUCCCCUGCGCCGCCCGCUAAACCCGUCCCCUUUUUAUAACUCGCCCCCCUUUUGAUAUCUCACCCGUAUCGCAGACACCGGUGCUCCCAGCGGCUUGAAGUCAAGAUUCUGACCCAAACCAGGUUGGUUUCUGCCUCCUCAAAAAUCCAGGAGUUUGAUAUUUUAAAGGAAUUAACGGGCCGGAAGGUGAAGUUGUUGUUGUGGCGCCACCGCGCUCGAGAUCCCGGAGCAGACGUCGGACUGAUCUUUAUUUUCACUAAAUGCUUUUUAAAGGAAUGAAGUGACUCUUCCCCGUGAUCGCGGUGGGUUGAAUCCUCCUUUUUUUAUAGCUCUAUUAAAAAAAAAGAAGUAAUUUAAAGCUUGCCCUUGCAGCGGUGCGAGGGGUUUCUAUACUAAUUAGCAAUGAUUGCUAAGGAAACGAAGAAUGUAGCGGCGUAGGGAGGGAGUUUGGUUUUCUAGUUGAUGUUUCAAAGCUUCUUCCCACCUUCAACCUUUUAAAGCGGAUGCGACGCAAGCUGAUAUUUUUUUAAGAAAAAGCGAUUUUGGUUUGGUUUUUAAUGGUAUUUCUUUCCCGAAAGCCCAAGCGGAAUGGCCUUUGCUCCGGGUGGCGGAUCCCGGGGGUUUACGGAGCGCGUCUCACAGACUUUGGGGUAUUUCAAGGGCUCUCCAAACCUUUCGACGCCGACAAACGUCACCCGCAGACCCGACCACUUUAUAGCUGAACUAACUGUCUAUAUUAGACACUUUCUUACCUUCCUUCCUCACCUUUAAUUGUGGUUUUUGUUAUUUUUUUUUUACCAGGAGGGAAGAAAACCAAGUCUCCGAUUUUUGUCAUGAUUUAAUAUUUAUGAAGCUGUAUUUAAAUGUUGUUUUAUUUCAUUCUUCUUUGUUUCCUGGGGACAGUUACUCGACGAGUAGGGUGGGGGGUGGCGUUUCUAUCUCGACCUCCGCUUUGUUAUUGGGUUUUCGGAAGCGCUUCUUUUUGCAUGUGCGUGUUUCCAAGCGCCGGGUGACGGGUUUUCCUGUCACCCGAACCCCCCCAAGCCCAUCGGGGACGGAUCGCGAGCAGCCGCCGUUGUGAGGUCCGGGUGACAGACCCCUCCUGUCCCCGGUGUUGUCGUUGUCACCCCCGGGAGCGAGGGACAGCCGCGGCGCCGGGUGUCACCGACGUCCCUUUCUAUGUGAAUGCUCGUGGCCUCGUCCCACGCUGUCCCUUGGACGCGCAAUACACGGUGUGCUGCUCAA
This is a messenger RNA of Columba livia (rock pigeon), 4051 nucleotides long. It is a transcript of the gene PIP5K1A, whose product is annotated as phosphatidylinositol-4-phosphate 5-kinase type 1 alpha. Gene Ontology annotation, biological process: phosphatidylinositol phosphate biosynthetic process. NCBI's taxonomy places the organism in Eukaryota, Metazoa, Chordata, Aves, Columbiformes, Columbidae. Gene Ontology annotation, cellular component: plasma membrane. The record is from RefSeq and is a predicted model, not a curated record. Bases 367 to 2019 code for a protein of 550 amino acids. The transcript has 15 exons. Gene Ontology annotation, molecular function: 1-phosphatidylinositol-4-phosphate 5-kinase activity.